Messenger RNA from Sinocyclocheilus grahami, 901 nucleotides. RefSeq names its product lymphoid-restricted membrane protein-like. NCBI's taxonomy places the organism in Eukaryota, Metazoa, Chordata, Actinopteri, Cypriniformes, Cyprinidae. The record is from RefSeq and is a predicted model, not a curated record. The coding region runs from base 43 to 867 and encodes 274 amino acids. The transcript is spliced from 2 exons.
CUCUUCUGUAGUUCGAGGCUUUCUCUUUUUGCUCGCUCCAACAUGGAUGUCGGAGUGACCCCAAGACGGCACAACCCCGUGGACAGCAUCUGCCGCAAGCUGCAGACUAUCCAGCGACGAGAUCAAGAGGUUAACUCGCCCUUUCAGAUCCCUAAGUUCCAGUCCAGCAGCUACGACAGCCCUCAUUCGGGUCUGCGCCUCAACCUGGAGGCCAUCCUGAAGAAGCGUACUGUCCGAACUGACGAAGACUCUGACUGCGAUUCCUCAGUGAGCAUGUUGACACCCACAGCUUCCCCGGGACCGGGGUCUGCUGCCAACACCCCUUGUGCUCCCAUUACACCUGGCAAUGCCACCUAUACCAUUACCAGCACACUGAGCACGUUAGGGGAGAGGAGAAAUACAGCAACGUACAGCCGGCCGUUUCGGCGUAACUGCUCCACCCCAGCAGCCCAGACUGGGGACAAUUACUUUAACUUUACCCCACGCUACACCACACAAACCCUGCUGGAGGGGCCCGACACAGAGGUGAAGACCUCGAAAAUCCCAGCUCCUGGCUUGUUCUCGUAUAACUUGAACUUCUCCUCAGAUAUUUCUAACAUGGACAAUGAACUCGUCUACCCGGCCCUCGUGGUUAAGAGACUUUCACUGGGCGAGGGAUCUCUGUUUCCCUCCGAGCCCAAGAAGGAGAGCAUGGCUGAGGUCAGUCUGAUUUGCGAGGAAGACCUGUUGGAUACUAUUUUUCAGGCUUGUGACACACAGUGCAGAGGUACAUACAUCACCCCCUCAUUGCUUUUAUUCUGUAUACUCUUCAGUUAUAUUCUGCAUUUUAACAAACUACUAACCCUAAAAGUAAAACUUUUACUCUGAACCGUACUUUUACUCUGUAAAUUUUACUCUGCUC